Messenger RNA from Limanda limanda (common dab), 1426 nucleotides. Its product is annotated as platelet glycoprotein Ib alpha chain. Lineage: Eukaryota; Metazoa; Chordata; Actinopteri; Pleuronectiformes; Pleuronectidae. The transcript is spliced from 7 exons. The record is from RefSeq and is a predicted model, not a curated record. Gene Ontology annotation, cellular component: extracellular matrix. Gene Ontology annotation, molecular function: protein binding. Bases 8 to 1426 code for a protein of 472 amino acids.
UCUCACCAUGCAGCUCGUCCUCCUCCUCUGUCUUCUGUCCCACGUUGCCAGGGUUACAGCUGUGGCAGGUUGCCACAGUGACAGGGACAAGGACCACCGGCCCAGGAUGAACUGCACGGAGGCCGGGUUCAGCGGCGUCCCGGCGGGACUCGAACCCACGACCAAGGUUCUGUUGUUUCCUAGGAACCUGUUCUCCAGUUUGUCCUGGUCCUCCUUCAAGAUUUUCCCGGACAUCUAUGAGAUCGACCUCACAGGCAACCAGGUUCCAGAGGUGACUCCCAGCGCUGCUCCCAUCCUGCCCACCCUCAGUGUUCUCCGACUGGGGAGGAACCGCCUCAGGUCCAUUCCUGACGGCUCCUUCUCCGCCUGUCCUGCUCUGACCGAACUCUACCUGGACAACAACAACAUCACCACUCUCAGCGACCACUCCUUCUCUGGACUCAGUAUACUCGAGAUCCUGGAGCUGUCGUCCAAUCAUAUCAAAGUGCUUCCCGAGCUCCUGCUCCACCCUGUUCCGGCCAUAGAGACCCUGUCCCUGGAGAUCAACCAGAUCAAAGUGAUGCCGGACAAUUGGUUCAGCACGAAGGAGGAUGUGCCGUACCUCUAUCUCUCAGCCAAUCCCUGGGUCUGCUCCUGUAGCAUUGGUUACUUGCACGGAUACAUUGAUGAUUAUGCCAACGUCUACGUCCGCGAUGGUCCAGUCGUCACGUUGAGACUUGAAAGUGUUAUAUGUGAUUCUCCCCAGAGGCUCAAAGGUCAACCACUGAUGAGUCUCACUGAGUCUGAUUGGUGUCCGACGGAUGCUGCUUCCUCGACUGUCACCAGCGUUUCCUCUUUUCCUGCUACUACUAUCACUGCUGCUGCUACUGUCGCAUCCACUGUGGCCACGUUACAACCCCACACAGAGCACUACAGAGUAUCCACAAGGUCCUGGUACCAAACUUUCACCCGUUCUUUUGAGUGGUCGAGUAUUUCGCAGACAGGUCCUGAAGUAAGGAAUUUAUCUUUUGGGUCACAUCUUCCUUCUGAAAGUCCUGUGAGCACGUCAACGGCUGCGUCCAUGAGGGCUCGGACAACUGAAUCCGUUCCUUCAACUGUUACAUCGACAACUCCGGAACUGAAGCUUAUCACGGCCACCGCCCCCACUGAGGCAGCAAACACCCCAGGCUCCACAUGGGUAUCUGACAGAGCUGCAGGUGGUGAACGUGGUGGUAGAGUCGGUGCCGUCGGAGCAGGAGUGUUCUGCUUCUGGCUCUUUGCAGUGUGCGUGCUGCUGUGCGUUGUGUCGGCGGCGUGCAUAUUGGCAACUCUGGCGAGGUUGGUGGACUGGUACAGGAAGGUGUACAAGCCUCUGAAUGUGGCUCUGGCAAGACGGGGGGGAGGUGGUGCGGGAUGUUUUGAUAAUGAGCAUCUUGUCAGGAAGUAA